Truncatella angustata is the source of this 1383-nucleotide messenger RNA. RefSeq lists its product as uncharacterized. The record is from RefSeq and is a predicted model, not a curated record. The transcript has 2 exons. Lineage: Eukaryota; Fungi; Ascomycota; Sordariomycetes; Amphisphaeriales; Sporocadaceae. Bases 1 to 1383 code for a protein of 460 amino acids.
AUGUCAAGAAGGCAGUACGCUCCCACGUCGUCAAAUCAUACGACAAGUACGCGGGACUCACGGAGGAGUGAUGAGUCAUAUGACCAGUACUCUUAUGAUUCUCGGAGUACCGCACCAAGUUCACUUUACGACAACUUAGGCUCUACUAAGGCCUCCAGUGCAAGAAAUCCUAAGCACUAUACAGAACGUUACAAUGAGGAUCUUUCGCCAUCGACAAGCCUGUGCCCAAGGUCAUCGGUAGAAACAUACUCGUCAAAAGCUUCAGCCGAUGAGAUCGAAGACACGGAGAUUGUUGAUAUAGUGGAUGAUACGGAAGUGCCUCCUCUACCAAUAUAUCGCCAUGAAAUCACAGACUCCAAUGUGCGACCUUCAUCAGCUCAAGAUUUUGCGGCCUUAUUCCCUAGCAUGAAUCGUCUUUCCAUCAGGCACGAUGACUUUACAUCGGACGGGAAUAUGAAUCUGCGAGUAGAUACGAUAGUCUCAGGGAGACGCAGAAGGACGGUUCAACUUUUCCAUUUGCGAAUGUACGACCUGAACAAGCGCGAGUUCUCUCUGCGGAGGUACUGUAGAGACUCCGGAAGAGAAGUUUGUAAUUCCAAACGCAAAUACACAGAGCCAGGAAAUCAAAGUCGACCAACCCUGCAGCGCUCCGUGUCUUCCGCUAUGAAAUCAUUCACGAAGCCACAACUGAAAAGAACCCCAACGGGCGGUUCAGUGUUCUCGACCAAGAGCAGGCCAGAAACGAGUCACUCGGCCAAUGCAGAUACCGAAUUCAGCGACAUAUUCAGCCAAGGUCUCUCCUUGGGGAAGAUCACGAAGCCGCGUCAGACCGCAACAAACUCCAUCAAGCUUGAGUUCUCAAAUUAUGCCCGGGUGGAUGUUGAGCGCUGUGGGAGUAAAGGAUCGAAGCGGUACGAAUUCGCCUGGUGGGGUCAUGACUACAUAUGGAAAAGGGUCACCGACAAGUUGACCGGUGUGGUGUCCUUCCAUCUCUUCCGCGACGGUCCACAUUCGGCCCCAGUGGCCCACAUUGUCCCCGAGACGCGAUCUCCGAACCAAGUUGCGUCGGAUGAAAACGCUGGCGGGUGGGUGCCUCCCUGUCACAUGUGGUUAAGCGACAAGGACCUCAUCGACGCCGCAACGGAUGUUGCAGAUAUUGUAGUUGCAACUGGUUUGAUGGCUCUUGUCGACGAUUGCAUCAAGCAACGUUGGUCCACCAAGCACACACGCCAACAACGUAUCACUCUCCCCAAGAGAUCCAAGACCCUCGACUACGACGACCAUGCCAGACCCAGGUCCCUCGUACACAAAUUAUUCUCUCGCCGCCAUUCGGACCACUCAAGUCCUUUGCAAAAGACCCGCCAUCCAGUUGUAGCUUACUAA